This is a messenger RNA of Alligator mississippiensis (American alligator), 4295 nucleotides long. Its product is annotated as protein eva-1 homolog C. The coding region runs from base 50 to 1330 and encodes 426 amino acids. The record is from RefSeq and is a predicted model, not a curated record. The transcript is spliced from 8 exons. Gene Ontology annotation, molecular function: carbohydrate binding. Lineage: Eukaryota; Metazoa; Chordata; Crocodylia; Alligatoridae.
GUCACAGUGGCUCUGGGACCCAGGCAAGAGGAAAACUGAGACCAGCUACAUGAUGGCUGUGUCUCGGCUGCUUGUUGGGGCUCAAAUCUCAGGUCUGGGAGCAGUGCUGGGUUUCCUUUGCUUCUCAACCAUGCUGAAUGCAGCCCCAGAGUUUUCGGGUUACCUUCGAAAGGUGCUGAAGAACCACACAACCCAUGCCUGUGAUGGGGAGCAACUGGUUAUCAUCUGUCCCCACAAGACCUCCAUUAGCAUCCUGUCUGCAUUUUAUGGUCGCCGAGUCCCCAGCCAGAACCUCUGCCCAGGCACCAGCAAUAUCUCUGUUGAGAGCAGAGACUGUAUGUCUCCUACAGCCCGACAGAAAUUGUUGGACGAAUGCCAGGACCAGAGGUGGUGCCAGUUCUCUGUGCACAGCCAAGUAUUUGGGCAAGACCCAUGUCCUGGGACACACAAGUACCUGAUAGCUUCAUACAAGUGUAGACCAGCUAACCACCGCAUUAAGACAGUGUGUGAGAAUGACAAGCUGAAGUUGCAGUGUAGGACUAAGUCCGUCCUAACAAUUUACUCUGCAAGUUAUGGGCGAUUACUGCGGGGGAAGCCGGAGUGCGAUGGUGUGAGCAGGACUGGCCCCCACAUAGAGUGUUUAGCUCCUGAUGCCCUGAGGAGAGUCUCCAGGAAGUGUCAUAAGAAGGAGAACUGCACAGUCUUAGCUGACACGGCCACCUUUGGGGAUCCCUGCUUCCCUGGCAUGAAGAAACAGCUGCGGGUCUCCUACACUUGUGUGCCAAAGCAGCUGAUGGAGGAGGUGGGCCAUGACACCUCAGACCCCUUCUUGCUUUCAGACUACACACACGGUGGCUGGUACAAAGGGCCGCGGCUGUCCAGGCUCCGUGAAGAUCUGAUGAUUUUUACUAGCUCACUGGCAACUUUUGCUCACCUCUGGGGUGUCCCUGAGAAGGUGGGGCUCUAUUUUCUUUGUGGAGUCUCUGGAGGCUUGGUGAUCCUGCUUUGCAUCUUCAGUCCUAAAAUGGCCUUCAUACAGGACAUGAAGGAGCUCUUCAAAGAUUCAGAGAUGGGAAGUAGCUCUGAGCUGACCAGGACCAAGUUACGGGAUAACCAAGAUGAGGACAACCACAAUGAUGACAGCUCCUCAGACUCUUCCUUCCGCCGCCUAACCCGCAACUACCGAGCCUCAGAGAACAUCUUCAGCCCAGAGCUGACUGCAGCCUUGGAGGAUGCAGCUGAGCUCAGGGGCCAUGAGGGCGAGGAGAUCUGGAUGCCCAAAGAAUCUAGCCCCUACGCUAUUCACAAAAUCAAAUCUGCCACCAAAUGAAAGCAAGGAGCAGCACCAUGACUGUGAACACCAUGUCAUAAUCAGCAAACAGCUUGUCCUCUCUGCAGUAACAAAUAAUGGGUGAGAGUGGGAGGGCAAAUAGCCUUGUUUGAUGCCUAGGCAUCUCAUCUGUGGACACCCAGUCUCAUUGCAGGUUUAGGUCAUAUGUGCAAUAUAUUUGUUGCUUUCAAUCUAGUCUCUGAUAAAGUUUUAUUAUGAUCCAAACACACACUAGAACAGGUCAAAUCUAGCAGAAACAGCUAUCCAGGAACCAUUUCCCAGGAAAGAGAAUUCUGGAAAUCUCAUUAAUAAGAGACAGAGGAUUCUUAACCAUGCCUGAUGGAGUCACCUAGCCCACCAGCUCCACAGAUACUAAGGUUCUGUAGCUUCUGUUACAUACAGUAUCUGUGAAAAUCAUGAAAUUGGAUUGAUUUGGUAAAAGUUUCAUUUUAGAAGAAAACUUGAAGGGGGAAGAGUUUCAGAAUGUUUGAAAUCAUGUUUUGAAACAAUUUUCCUUUUAAUUUUUUUUUAAAUGUUCUGCUCUCUAUUACAAAAAUCAACAGUAAACAAAACAACCAGAAAAGAAAUGUAGUUUUAAGCUUUUUCAGGUUUUGGCUCAGUUCAAAUGAAAAAGGAUUUCAAAAUCAUGAAAUCUUAGAGGACAUGGAAGUUCUUUCAUCUUUGCAGCUGUGUUCGAGAUCCUUUCCAAAGCACCAGGGGGCACUGCAGGCCAGGAUUUAUCUGGAGAGUCUAAUUUUAAUCCUAAUUCUGUUAGGAGAUAAUCUGUUUGCCAAACAAAUGCAGAAGCGGAAAUCUUCCAUUGUUCUAACUGGGCUUUAUAUAUGAUGUGGUGGUGUAAUAUUUGUCAACUGACCAAUCUUGAGAGGAUAUAACAACAAUACCAAUCAAGGGAGUAAAACCGGUGCAUUACAUGGCAUUUUGUCUACUUUCCUGGAAAUAUCUGUCUGCUUUUACCGAAUUAACCUUGCAGUUCAUGCUGAAUUCUCUGCUUAUUCAUGGUGGAAUUUCUAUCAGCUGCUAACCCCUCAAAUACUGCUAAAUAGGCCUAUUUUGGUCUCAUGUGAUUAGGUAGAGCUGUGGGGGACCCAGGACUGUGAUGCACUGGAAGCAACUGAUGUGCAAAGUUUACCUUGUUCUGAUGGCAGGUCUUGUUCUCUGUACCUUGUUUUCAGAAAGGCCAAGUAUCACUUUAGAAGAGAAACCAAAAAAGCACCAGUCCUGUGCUCUGUAUUUGUACAUUACCUUAUCAAACAACAGUGUUGAACGAUAUUAGGUUGAAGUCAAGCAGAAGGUAGGACAGUGUGGCAUCUUAGAAACUAACAGGUUCAGAGAGGUGCCUUUCAUAGGCACCUUCCUACUUUGUCAGAUGGUAAGUUGUUGCCUAUGAAAGCUCAUGUCUCUCUGAACCUGUUAGUCUCUAAGGUGCCAAUUCUGCCUUAUUGAACAGGUUGACUUUCCACAGCUGGAGUUAUGUAGACAAAUGAUGGCUUCUGCUUACAGUCAGGAUUUCUUUGCCUUUCAGUGGGUGAUGCUACACAAGAUGCUUUACUCAAGAUUAGAGUACUCAAGAUUACUGUGCAGUAAGCAUCAUCUUCUACACAAGAUACUGCACAGUAAUUUGCUGCAGUCGUGAAUAAAUUUGCUACCUGUAAAUACAAGUAAAAAUUUACUUUCAGUUACGUACUGCACAGUGCGGCACAUGUAGAUGGCCAACUGGGAACAAAUGUGCUCCUGGUCAGCUGGGCAGCAGCGGACAGGAGAUUGCUCCCUGCCUCCAGGAACUGCCUGCUGCCAGGAAGAACUCUGACACCAGAGCCCGGGUGUCUCCCUGCCCUGGCAGCAAAGAGCUCCCAGCCCCUGCUUCCCAACUGUGAUUGGGGAGCAGAGGCUGGGAUAUUCUUAUCUCCUAACCUGAGCUCUGUGGAGAUAAGAAUCUCCCAGCCCAGGGCCCCAUGACCACAGAGCUCAGGCUGGGAGAUUGUCCCCACCUAGGCCCUAGUGGUGGAGCCCACCUCAUCAGCAAGCAGCUCCUGGGGGCAGGGAGCAAUGUCCCAGCUGUCUCCUGGCCUCAUGCUCCCUGCCAACUCCUGUGCUAGCACCCAGGGGGAGCCUAGAGCUCCACCUGACAGGCUGCUGCAGGGGCCCAGUGCAGGGCCAUAGGGAGCAGGAACAGUCUGCUGCUAGGAGCAGUAAAUCUGCUCCUGCAUGUGUAGAUGCAUGCCUGGGACAGUUUAGAGUACUUUAGAGCAGUGGUUCUCAAACUGUUUUUUUUUGUGGACCACUUGAAAAUUGUUGAGGGUCUCAGUGGACUACUUUUUGUUCUACAAAUCAAAGCACACAACUCAUAUUUUAAUAUCAGUAGUCUUACCUAACAAGUACAGAUUCUCAUUUGUUCUGCAACCUUUCUGUGGAUCACCUGAAUGGAGCUUGCAGACUACAGUUUGAGAACCUCUGCUCUAGAGUAAACUGAUCCCACAUUAUUUGCAUGCGUAGAUGUACCCAGUGAAAGCUUUUUGAGAAUCCUUCACCACUUUUCAGCUUUAACUGCUCUGCAGGUCUUUUAUCAUUUCUUUAUUGCUUUUCUUCUUUCUUUGCAAGAGGGACUUGGUUACUAGGUAACAGGCUAAAUUGCCACGGUCAUUUCAGAAAACAAAAACAUGAAUCAUGGAAAAAUAUGGCAUUACACUAGGCAGCUGUCAAUCACACAGGUAGGUAUGUAGACAUGAGAUGCUGAUGUUCCUGUUAAGGAAUACACAAAUGUGUCAAAUGAUAACACUUGCUUUCAACAGCAACUUUCUGUAGCAGUAUGACCUGGGAGAGCAGCCCUCAUGCCUUUUACCAUGUAGAGAGCUGGGAGUGCCAAUAUGUUAAGUGUCUUUUUCAUGUGAAGCAGCCCUUGUUUCUAGAGAAUCUUCUGUAUCUAAAUAAAAAUAUCUGACACUGA